CAUUGUUAUUGACUCCAGAGGAGCACACAGAGCGGUUGUCCAAUAGUCAGUGAGUCAGUCAGUCACUGAGGCAGUAGAUUAAAGACCGACCGAGUGUAAAACAAGGCUAGAAGGAGCUAAAAUACACUUCUUGUUUACUUCUUUUUAAAGUUUUUUUUUCCCCAAAAGAGGAGGCAGUUUAGAGAGUUUGACAGGGAGUUAAAGACCAACAGAAAAGAGAGGAAAGGACGAAGGAAAGCAGAGGAGACCAGCUCUUCUCUUUGCUCGAUAACCAUGUUGCUCCUGGACGAAUCAGAGUCAUUCGCAGACCAGUCCCACAGCGCCCCCUUCAGCUCAGAGAAUGAGGCUCAGGGAGGCGACCCCGCUGUGUGGCAGUGCACUCCUCCCCCAUCUACCUCACUUUCGGGGGAGACGCCGGCCCACCCUGCCCCCUCCCAGCCCGCAUCGAGACCCCGCUCCAGGCCGGCCAGCCAAAGCCCCUCCCCACCUUCCGCCCUGACAGGAACCAAGAAGAGGAGCUCCAAACCGGCGCACAUGAGACGCAACAUCAGGAAGCUACUGAGGGAGCAUCAGUUGGAGGCAGUGACCAAAGCCGCCCAGCAGGAGGAGCUGGAGCGGAGGCGACGUCUGGACCAGCAGAGAAAAACAGAUUUCCCUGUACCACUGCUGCCUGAAUACACAACUGGCGAUGUGACAAAGCAUGUGUCCUCAUCAUCGGCAUCGAUAGCAUCACAGCAGGAAGUGAAGUCGGCCAGGCAGGAAGUGAUCUGCCUGAACUCCAGCAGCACUGGCAUCAGCGAGGAUGACAGCAAGACUAAUGUACCCACCUCUGUAACGACACAGCACAGACAAAAAACAGAUGUGAUCGAUCUGAGCUCGGGCGAGGACGACAGCAUCGUCCACAUCAGCAGCGAGUCCACAAACGAGGAAGAGGAGAGCGAGCCGAGCGGAGCGCACGUCAAUGACGUCCUCAACCGACCGGACGCCCAGGGCAGGGUGCUGAUCAACCUGAACCACCCAGCAUCAGAGCCGGACAUUUUCCUUUCACCGCAGCUAGCACGAGCAGUCAAACCUCACCAGAUCGGUGGAAUCCGUUUCCUGUACGACAACCUGGUGGAGUCGGUGGAGCGCUUCAGCAGCAGCAGUGGAUUCGGCUGUAUCCUCGCUCACAGCAUGGGCCUGGGCAAAACGCUGCAAGUCAUCUCCUUCAUCGACGUCCUGUUCGGACACACCCAGGCUCACACCGUGCUCGCCAUUGUACCUGUGAACACAUUGCAGAACUGGCUGUCAGAGUUCAACACAUGGGUCCCGCCCCCAGAGGCGUUACCUCCGGAUACCGACCCCGGACUGGUGACGCCUCGCACCUUCAAGGUUCACAUCCUCAACGACGAACACAAGAACACAGCUACCAGGGCCAAGGUGGUGGAGGACUGGGCACGGGACGGAGGAGUGCUGCUGAUGGGCUACGAGAUGUACCGCCUCCUGUCGCUGAAGAAGAGCUUUGUGUCUGGGAGGAAGAAGAAGAGCAAGAAGACAACAGGACCCGUCGUCAUCGACCUGGACGAAGAGGACAGGCAACAGGAACUGCUCAAAGGUAUCGAAAGAGCCUUAGCCCGACCUGGUCCAGAUGUGGUGAUCUGUGACGAAGGCCAUCGCAUCAAAAACUGUCACGCCAGCACAUCCCAGGCUCUGAAGAACAUCCGAACUAGACGCCGCGUGGUCUUGACCGGCUACCCACUCCAAAACAACCUGAUUGAGUACUGGUGCAUGGUCGAUUUUGUCCGACCUGACUUCCUCGGUACACGGCAGGAGUUCAGUAACAUGUUUGAGCGUCCCAUUCUGAACGGGCAGUGUGUGGACAGCACGCCUCAGGACAUACAGCUUAUGAGGUACAGGAGCCACGUCCUGCACAGCCUGCUGGAGGGCUUCGUACAGAGGCGAGGCCAUGAUGUCCUGAAGGACCAGCUGCCCUCUAAGGAGGAGCAUGUGAUCCUGGUCCGUCUGUCUCCCCUGCAGAGGGCGCUCUACACAGAGUUCAUGAACCGUUUCAGAGAGGCAGGAAACACUGGCUGGCUCAGCCUGAACCCACUGAAGGCUUUCUGUGUCUGCUGCAAGAUUUGGAACCAUCCAGACGUGUUGUACGAGGCCUUGCAGAAGGAAAACCUGGCAAGUGACCAGGACUUGGACCUUGAUGACAUGACCUCCACAGGACCCACCCGCUGUCCAACCGUACCCAAUCAAAAGUCCAAGCCCAUGGAGAAUCCUAACCCCAUUGGUGGGCUGAGUCUCAACCAGCUACAGGAGAAAGCCAAUCAGGUCAUCACUUAUGAAUGGGCGAAGGACAUCAUGUGUGACUACAAACCUGGCAUCCUGGAGAACUCCGCAAAGAUGGUGAUGCUGUUCCACCUGAUUGAGGAAAGCGUCAGGAAGGGAGACAAACUGCUCGUCUUUAGUCAGAGUUUGUCCACGCUGACGGUGAUCGAGGAUUUCUUGGCCAAGAGGCCUGUGCCUCCCUCACCUAACAUGUCCGGCAGAGACAGACCCACCCAGAACUGGAUCCGCAACCUCAACUACUACAGACUGGAUGGAAGCACAACGGCCUCAGAGAGAGAGAGACUGAUAAACCAGUUCAACGAUCCAGCCAACACCUCAGCAUGGGUCUUCCUGCUGUCAACCAGGGCUGGUUGUCUGGGUGUGAACCUGAUCGGGGCGAACCGCGUGGUGGUGUUUGAUGCCUCCUGGAACCCGUGCCACGAUGCCCAGGCGGUGUGCCGCGUCUACCGCUACGGUCAGAGGAAGCAGUGUCACAUCUACCGACUGGUGUGCGACUUUACGCUGGAGAAGAAGAUCUACGACCGCCAGAUCUCCAAACAGGGCAUGUCAGACCGGGUCGUGGAUGACCUGAACCCUGUGCUGACCUUCACCAGGAGGGAGGUGGAGUCUCUUCUUCACUUCGUGGAGGAGGAGCCGGACCCCUCUCAGGUUGAGCUGCAGCCCCAGGACAAUAUGGAGAGUGUCCUCAGGAAGGCGCUGCACCUCUAUCCUCACCUAAUUACCAAGCAACCAUUCCCCCAUGAGUCUUUGCUGAUGGACCGCAAGGAGCUGAAGCUGAGCAGGGCUGAGAAGACCGCUGCUAGGAAAGGUUAUGAAGAAGAGAAGAGGGCCUCUGUGCCGUACACCCGCCCUUCCUACGCUCACUACUACCCCGCCAGUGACCAGAGUCUCACCAACAUCCCUGCCUUCAGCCAGAGAAACUGGCGCCCUCCCCCUCGUACUGAGGAGAAGCCAGUGGCCAGUGUGCGACCAGUCCAGUCAACCCCGGUUCCCAUGAUGCCCCGACAAGCAUCUGCAGCCUCUGCCCCAGGCAACAACUCAUCCGGAUCCAGCCUCGGAGGAUUCCCAGUUAACUGCCUGCAAAAAGCCGGAGUGUUUGUACAGAAGAUCGUCACCACUACUGACAUCGUGAUUCCAGGCACCAACAGUUCAACAGAUGUUCAGGCCAGGAUCACAGCUGGAGAGAGCAUCCACAUUAUCAGGGGCACCAAAGGGACUUACAUCAGGUCGUCUGAUGGUCGAAUCUUUGCCAUCAGAGCAGCUAAUAAGGCCAAGACUGCAGAGGAGAGUACUACAGCGCCACCCAAAGAAUCGCAGGCCCCACCAGCAGAGGUUUCAACCAAUGGCAGUAACAGUGGUUUGUCACCUGACAAGAAGCAGCAGGUACCCUCCAAGACAGUGCCCCGCCCUCUUUCACCUGACAGCCCAGAGAUCAUCAACGAGUUGCAGCGCUACACAGGUGCCGCAGGAGCCGGUGCCACCACAGGCUCCGGAGCCCAACCAGUUGGGGCAGCAGAGAGCAAUGUCAACAACCUGCCUUCCACCAAACUGCUUCAGACCAAUGGCAGCAGUAGGAGCAGUUUUCCCAGUGGAAAUAUGAGCCACCAUGAUGUCUCUGUGACUAAUGUAAUCCAGCCCAACACUGACACAGCCACCGCCCAAGACCUGAGAACAGGUUCCAAGCGCAAAGCCUCCACCCCGACUUUGGAUGAGCGGCCCAGCAAGCAGCCCCCAGCUGGCAAACACUCCUCAGCCUCUCUGGCCUCACAAGGCUUCCCCUUCACCGGGUGCUAUGGCCUCCCUCCGCUGGGCCUCAACCCCACCAUGUUAAGUGGGUCGCUGGGGCACCCACUGUUUGUGGGGGCAGGUUCGCCUUACUUCCAGCCCCCCCACACUCAACUGGGUGACCCCAGUUACAUGUAUCCUGAUCUGUUUGGCUUGGGCGGAGCCAGUACAGUCCCCACCUCCUCUUCCUCCACCUCAUCGACAGCAACCACCGCUACUGCCGUCUCAUCUUCCUCAUCAUCCUCAUCUUCCUCAUCAGUUAAAGCUGCCAGUUUGGUUCCAGGUGCCCUGCCGCCAUUCAUGCUCAGCCCCAGCAUGGCGGGCAUGGCUGGGAUGCUCCCCACAGGCUUCCCUCUCUCUUAUAGUCAGUCUCUGGCCAGCCUCUACACAGGGUCGAUGCUCCCAGGUGGGCUGCCAGGUCCAGCUGCCACUCCUGGCCCAGCCGGAGCCAGCUUCCUAUCCCAGUAUCCUCCCACUGCUGCCUCCAGCUCCUCCUCAUCGUCCCCUUCGUCCUUCUCCCCCUCGGCACGGUCUGAGCACCGGGCUCCGGUUCUGGUUAACGGUGGGAAUGUUUGCAGUGCCAGCAGCUCGGAUGACGACGAUGAUGUAAUUGAGGUGAGGGGACAGUGACAGAUGAAUGAUGUGGUUGCUUCAGGAAGUUUGAUUCAAUUUAAUGAUCAUCAUGAUAGGAUGACAUCCUGUUUGCCAGGAUGCAGGCUUCAAAGGGCCUGUGGCCCAGGCCAUGAGGGAAAUGGACAAAAAAGAAAAAAAAGAAAGACAGUGUGCUGAUGUAAGUGAUGACAGCUGAGCCCCUGCUAAAGUAUUUCAUCUGUUCUGCCUUGGAAAAACAGUCUGAGUGGAGAUUAUAACACAGACUGGACACAGAGCGACAAAUUUUUACGCUGAAUAUCCGAAGAUUGAAUCUGAGAAAGAAAAAAGCUCCAGAGGGACGAAGACAAUGAAAAUCAGAGGACUUUGGGCUUCCAAGUUUUUUUUGUUCAAUACUGGCAUUGAGAUACUAAUCACUGGACUUAGUACUGCUGAUCGUGGGCCUGCAGUGACCACAAAUGGCCACUAGUUGUACUGUUGACUUUAGAGAUUCUAGUUCUGCAGCUUUGCUAAAUGUCAAGACUCUUGCUUUAUUCAGCUAAUUAAACAAUGAUGUUAGGAUGGAAUCGCUUACUAAAAAAAAAAACAAGGUUUGAUAAUUAAGUUAGCUGGUAGUAACGUUUGUUAAAUAUCAGUAACUGAAAUGGUAUUGUUUGUCAUUUGUCAAAUAUUGCUACUGAAUAUUUCUUAAAACGGUCAAGGUUAAAAGAUCAAACAGAACUUUGAGAAAGCAUUUUGACUGAAGUUAAUAAUUCACUGCCAGGACGGGGGUAUUGCACGUUUUUGUUCUUGAAUGGGAAAAAAAAAAAGCAAAAAGAGAUAAAGGAGAUCAUCUUGAAUUAUUGAAGAAGUGUUUAAGGCUUGUUGAGGAUGAGGUUAAAGUCAAUUACUGAAACCUUAAAUCUCUAACGAAAGAAUGUAUGCUUAAUCAAAUGCCUUUAAACCAGGCCUUUUUGAAAAGACUCCUAUUUAGGCAUCAGACGUGGGAAGAUCUGGUUUUUCUUUUUGUGUGUAUGUGUAUUUUCUAUUUAUGUAAUCUAUUUUACUUUUUAAAGAAAAUGAUUGCCUAAAAACAGCCAGGUGAAAAUGAGAAAAAAACUGUGUUCUCGAGAGGUGUCCUCCUUGUAGCGGAGAAACAACCAACAGAAAAUGCCUUUUUGCCUCCAUCUUUCUGAAUGUUAACUGUGAGAGAGGAGAGGUAAAGAGAGACAGACGGUCACCGCGGCUCUCUGAAUCUCACCCACAGUCUUACUGUAGCCUAGCGAAAAACGAUGCAAAAUACUCACUCAAGCCUAUAUAUGUAUUCGUACAAACCCCAGAGGAAUGGAGCUCACUACCCCGAGUUUUGGUUUCGCUUGUGUCGUUCCUUUGUUCGUAUCUGUGCGUCGUGUUUUACAAGGAUUACAAAAGGAAUCGUUUCAAAAAUAAUAAUAAUAAAAAAAUAAAUAGAAGCUUGUGUUACUCGGUUUGGUAACUGGUUCAGACACAGAUUCCACCUCUGCUCUCUCCUCUGUCUCUUUUGAGAGACAGAGAUCAUUGUGAAACCAAACUGAUUUUUUUUUCUCCUUUUUUUUGUUUUCUUUGGAGAGAUGGUGUAGCUUUGCCAAAAAACAAGAAAUGCACAAGCACAUCAACAACCUCCAUGGAAGAGGAUUGUGUCUUAAGAGACCAAAUAAUGUUGUCAACAGUUUAGAGCAGAAUUCAAAUCCAACACAGCAACGCGCUCUCUCUACAGCAUCCUCACAGCCACAGUUAAGACGUACAUAUCUCUCUGUAUGACCUUGCAGGUAACGCUGUACACUGCACUGCACUGUAAAAAAAGACACAAAUCUGUAUACGUCUGUAGACUGGUUGAACGCUAAAGUUCCCUUUGGAUUAACCAUGAACCAUCGUUCUCCUGUUCCGAUUGAUCCCCUCAGAUCACAAAACUGAUCUAUAUUUCGUUCAGCACUGUCAUCGUGUAAAAGAAAAAAAAAAAAGAAAAAUCUUCUCCUCAGAAACGGCUGCAGCAAGAGCUUUAAAAACCACCAGCUCUUUUGUUGAAAACAAAACUCUUAACAUCGUCAAGCAAAGACUAAGCAUUUCCUGUUCUUUCUCUUCCAUGUAUUUGUUCUUCAUACUGAAAUUGUUAGUUUACUUAUGUUUCAUUUUUGUUCUCUUCUUUUUACAAUGUUUGAAUUUACCAAAUUAAUUUAUUUAUGACGGUGCAUAUUUAUUCAUUUUUAUUUUUGUACAAUGUUUUUUUUUGUCUCCUUUUUGUUGCUUUUCUUUAUCUUAUUUGUAAUUUUUUUUUAUGGUCAUAUUACUUUUGUUGUUACUACAGAUGGAAAAUUGUUUGCUUAUUUUGUCUUUGGUGGGCUUUUUUUAUUUUUUUCUGAGAAAGAAGUGAUGAUUUGCCAGUCUGACCCAGUACGUGUGACCUUGUGCAGAACUUGCAUGUGGUAUUGUGCAUUUCUGUGCACAUUAAUAUCCGGGAUGGCAUCUUUAGGAAGGGUCGAAUAUCAUAUCCUGUUUACAAUAACUCUGAUCAGCUCUUGAUUAUGAGAAGAAAAAAAAAAGGACAUCAGGGAAAUAUUGAUUUUCACCAUGAUGAGCUCAGAUUCCUUCAUCAGAACAUCCUGCAUGUUCACGAG
Toxotes jaculatrix (banded archerfish) is the source of this 7361-nucleotide messenger RNA. Its product is annotated as helicase ARIP4-like. Gene Ontology annotation, cellular component: nucleus. Gene Ontology annotation, molecular function: ATP binding; ATP-dependent chromatin remodeler activity; ATP hydrolysis activity. The transcript is spliced from 22 exons. The record is from RefSeq and is a predicted model, not a curated record. NCBI's taxonomy places the organism in Eukaryota, Metazoa, Chordata, Actinopteri, Toxotidae. The coding region runs from base 274 to 4749 and encodes 1491 amino acids.